AAAAUUUUUUACAUUUAAGCUAUUACUAGAAUGUUGGGAAAUUUGCGAUAGCUCAUCUGCAGAUGUCGAGGUUGACCCGCGCAACUAUGGAUUAUCAGGCAAGAAAUCGACGUUGAUUCAUUGCAGCAAUCCGACCGUUAUGAUACGUUAAGCAAGAUCAGCAAGCAGAUUCUCAAGGACUUUCGCGCAGGCCAAGAUGCACUGUUGGAAAGCUUGGACUCCCUAAAGACUUCGCUCAUGAACAGACAGAACAACUCAGAGUCGUUGAUUGUUGAACCAGGUGGUCGAAUCAUCACAUCCACCGAACGACACAUGGAAAUACCGUCUCACUCUCAACAGCACCUUCACGACGGAGACCAGCUUCAACGGAGACACCAAGUCACGCGAGCAGACUAUACACUUGUUGAGAAGGCGAUUCUGAAGAGCUUUUGCUUUGAAGGUAUUCAUGACCGUCACGAAUCUAUCGUCACGGCACAUGAGAACACGUUCGCUUGGAUCUUCGAAGACCCUGCGAUCCACAAUCGACCAUGGGAUAGCUUUAACCCCAUGUUGAAGGAACAACUGUUCCGUCAAAUUCUCGCAACAAUAGCUAUCGAUGUUGACUUUUUCUUCUUUAUCGAUGGGCUGGAUGAAUUUGACGGUGAUCACACAGAGAUCGCGGACUUCUUCAAUGAGCUUUCCCUGAUUCCUAAAGCCAGCGUCGACUCUUUACAAGCGCUGGGGAAGGAGUUGGCCAGCAUCUACCUCAAAAUCGGCCACGUAGAAGAAAGGAAUCUAGAAAUAAAAAGUCUCACUUGAAAUAGUGGAGCCUACGAAUGAAUUGAAUGGAGACUUUCAAUAAUGCUAAAUUCACUUUUCAUGGAAAGUCUAUAUGAUAUUUGUUUUAUGCGAAGCUGGAC
Messenger RNA from Talaromyces proteolyticus, 899 nucleotides. RefSeq lists its product as uncharacterized. Lineage: Eukaryota; Fungi; Ascomycota; Eurotiomycetes; Eurotiales; Trichocomaceae. The coding region runs from base 238 to 798 and encodes 186 amino acids. The transcript has 2 exons. The record is from RefSeq and is a predicted model, not a curated record.